GAAGGCAGGACUGUGAUGCAGUUUUCUGCCUCGCCACUAGAGGGCGCGGCCGUUUUGUGAGUAAUGUUUUGACUAGAAUGAAGAGUGGUGUUCAUGGAGGCAGUGUGAAUCACAAGUUAUGCUCGGGAGCAGUUUAUGUGGGUUCAUUGAGAGUGUGCGUCCAUAAGACUGAACCACACACACACACACAUACCCACGCUAAAUCUGCUAUUAAAGAGCUGAACGAUCAUCCCCUGUCCUCGUUAUUUUCUGGAGGGUCAUAGUGGCACUUGACCUGUGCACACCCUGCGAUCACCACCGUAGAACUGAACCUCAUAUCAGAAAUCAUCACAACAAAUUGGUCCUUCGAGCCGGAUAGGUGAUUACAGAGUGAAGAUGGAUUAUGACCCCCAGAGAGCAGGUGCACGUCCACGGAGGGCUGUGCGACCACCAGGAUGGAUGACUCAGUAUGAAGGCUACACACUGCCACCCACUGCUACAUUGGAGCAGCAGCAGACUAGAGAGGGAUACGCCAAGAUGACGCCCCUCACCCAGACUCCUGGUUCUAUUGGAGCUGCAGGACGGACACCAGUGGCAUCCAGCAUUCCACCGGAGUUCAUGAACAUUGUGCAGCAACUGCAGGAGGACAACAGGCAACUUCAGCUGAUGGUAGGAGACAUGAGGAGACAGAUGGAUCGCAAUGUCACCACGUUGGAAUCCACCCGCUUACGUUCUGCCCAGCAGCCAGGGGGCUACAUUUCAGCUGAUGACACUUGGGUCUCCACACCUCUAACCCCACAGCCUUUUCCCCUGAGACCAGAGCAGCACAAUACAUCCUCCACACAGGAUGCAGCUGAAGAAUGGCCAGUACCACCACCUCCAGUUUUUCUCCCGAGAGAUCAUCCUGAUCUACCAGAGGUACAGUCUGUUCCACCUCCACCGCUACCAGCCAUUGCACAAGAGCUUAGCCAACGGUUACAAGAGCUACAGUUGCAACAACCCUCAGCCACUGAAGCUCCUGACUUCCAGCCUCGUGCACCACAGUCCACCCCCUUAUCUUGAUCACUAGCUGGACCUAGUUUCGACGCGAACAUGCUCCCCCCAGAACCGGUGUUAGCUCCCACUACAGCCAUAGCUGUAAAGGAGAAGACCUACAGAGGACCAUCGCCCUCCAUCCCAGAGUUCACAAAGGGUGAUCCCAGGCAGUUUGCUAGAUUAAGGCUUGCCCUAGACAAUAUUCUCCCCUUUGAUGCAACCGAGAGGUUCAAAUAUCAGGUCCUCUGUGACCACCUUAAAUUUGAGGAAGCUCUUUUAAUUGCUGACUCCUACAGUAACUCACCCCGCCCCUACUCUGACACGAUGGCCUCGCUCACUAAACAUUAUGGUCAGCCGCACCAGCUGUCACUGCAGAGAAUAGCAGAGCUUAUGGAUGAGCCCAGCAUCCGCCCGGGUGACACGACUGGAUUCAGAAGGUUUGCACUGAGAGUCCGUGCUCUGGUCGGCAUGUUAGAGCAACUUGGGGAAGAUGGACACAUAGAGCUGCAAUGCGGGUCCCAUGUUGCUAGGCUGACACGAAAGCUACCGCAAGACCUACGUGCUGCUUUCCGCCGCUACCUUUACCCACAGAAAGAUGGAAUACCAUCAUUGAGAGACUUUGCAGAGUGGCUGGAGUAUGAGCUGGUCAUUCAAGAGGGCGGAGAUCACACAGAGAAGGUAGAGGAGAGCUCGAGAGACAGGAGCAGCAUGAAAAGAGAUAAAAGAGCCACCAAAAGGACUACCACCGUGCUGCAUGGUGCAACACACAACACUGCCCCUCAAAGGUCCUCAGCCACAACCCCUUCCACUUCAGAGGUCCAAGACAAGCCCACAGCUUAUUGUCCAUAUUGUAAUAACACUCUGCACUUCUUAGAUCAAUGUGUCAACUUCAAGAUGCUGACUAAGGAGCAGAAAUCAACUUGGAUUAAGUCCAACAAUCGCUGCUGGCGUUGUGGGCGGCACCACCAGGCCGCUCAGUGUCGACUGAAAGUGCAGUGCAAGACAUGCAGGGAAAAACACCUUGAGGCCCUGCAUGAAGUGAACCUCAGACCUGCUGCACCCAAUCCACCAAUGGAACACGUCGCUGAGCUGGGGAGUAAAGCAUCUACUGAGGUACUUUAUCUAGACCGGCGUGCUGGCUGUAGCCAAGUGCUUCUGAAGAUAACCAAAGUGUUGCUGCAGAACGGUGAGCACACCUUGGAGACAUUCGCCAUAUUGGAUGAUGGAUCUGAGAGGACGAUCCUUCUCCCUGAGGCCACUCAAAGACUGCAGUUACAGGGCACGGCAGAGAGUCUUACUCUACGUACGGUGAGACAAGGACUGAGAACCUUGCAUGGCGCAUCAGUGACAGUCAAAGUCUCCCCUGCCAGCCAACCAUCCAGAACAUUCACCAUUGAGAGAGCCUUCACAGCCGAUGAUCUAGGCUUGGCUGAACAUUCAUACCCUGUGAAAGCACUUCAACAGAAAUAUAGACACUUAAGAAGGCUUCCCUUGUUGCCCUUCACAAAUGCCCAGCCACUCCUUCUGAUCGGUUCUGACUGUCCUCACCUAGUGACGCCCAUCAAACCUGUGCGCCUAGGCUCACCUGGAGGACCAGCUGCAGUCAAGACUAGACUCGGUUGGGUACUACAGGGACCAAUCCCCUCCCUUAAGCACUCCGCUCAACCGCAACAGUGCCUCUUCCUCUCAACUACCUCUCCUCAAUCAGAGCUUCAUAGUCAAGUAGAGAGGCUUUGGCAACUCGACACUCUCCCAUAUCGAAGUGAGAAACUGGUGACACGGUCUCGGAGGGAAGAGCAAGCUAUGAAGCUUUUGGAGGCAAAGACAACAAGAUUGAAUGUCGAGGGAGUGAAGAGAUAUUCAACUCCCCUUCUGCGUGUCAGUGAUAUGCCUACACUCCGGGUGCCACCUGAAGCAGUACUCCCCAAUCUACGAGGCACGGAGAAGCGCCUCAGUCGAGACCCAGAGAAGGCUAAAGCUUAUCAAGCGGAGAUGACAAGGUUGAUAGCAGCAGGCUAUGUCAGAGAAAUCAGCGAAGAGGAAAUGAGGGCCUCCAAAGAAUCAUGGUUCAUCCCCCACCACAUGGUGACACACAACGGAAAGAACCGUGUGGUGUUUAAUUGCUCAUUCACCUAUAGGGAUCAGAACCUCAACGGGCUGCUGUUACCAGGCCCGAACCUGGGGGCCUCUCUUCUUGGUGUGCUGCUACGCUUCAGAGAACGCUCCAUCGCGGUUAGCAGUGACAUCAAGGGGAUGUUCCACCAAGUGAGACUACUGCCUGAGGACCGGCCGCUACUACGUUUCAUCUGGCGUGAUCUGCAAAGAGACACCCAUCCCAAGGUGUAUGAAUGGCAGGUGCUCCCCUUUGGGACAACAUGCUCACCAUGCUGUGCAAUUUAUGCACUCCAGCGACACGUCCAUGACCACAGUGACCAGGGAGAUGACGUACGUGACUCCAUUGAGAAGAAUUUUUAUGUUGACAACUGGUUACAGAGCUUCUCUUCUCCAGAUGUGGCCACCGAGGUCGUGGACAAACUACGGUCACUAUUAUCGGAGGGAGGAUUUGAGCUCAGACAGUGGGCCAGCAGCACCCCAGAUCUCAUCAGCCAUCUACCACAGGAGAUAAGAUCGGAGAGCAGCGUACAGUGGCUGAAUCGAACUGAUAUGGACCCUCAAGAACCUGCUCUAGGUCUGCGCUGGAUGUGCUGCUCUGACACUCUCCACUACAAGUCCAGGCAGUUGGAGAGUAAUCCUCCUACCAUGAGAAACAUCUACCGGGUUCUGGCGAGUCAGUAUGACCCACUAGGGUUUCUCGUCCCCUUCACAACGAGAGCAAAGGUACUAGUCCAGCAGUUGUGGGACAAAAAGCGUGAGUGGGAUGACCCCCUGUUACCAAGUGACCUGCUCUCUGCAUGGAACGAAUGGGAAGGUGAGCUGUAGCAUCUGGACAACAUUAGUC
Molecule: messenger RNA, 3973 nt
Organism: Oreochromis niloticus (Nile tilapia)
Lineage: Eukaryota; Metazoa; Chordata; Actinopteri; Cichliformes; Cichlidae
Exons: 2
Coding region: 1072-3954 (960 amino acids)
Source: RefSeq, a predicted model, not a curated record